AUGUCAGGCACAAUGUUACGUUCCACAGCCAGCCCACCUACAAAUGCUCCGCAUGACAUCAAUGCCAGCCGUAACAGCAACAACAGCAUACCCAAGUUCUUCUUUCCACAUGGAAAACCUCUUCCAGUCGCCGAACAAGAACGCAAGCUACGCAAGGUGGUCAUCAUUGCAAAUCACCUCUUUGGUCAGCAACCCUAUAUACUCGAAUCCCAAUUUGUAUCCAUCACUCGAGCAUGUGGACUUCCUCGAUAUAUGAACAUUGCUCUUUUUCGUCGUAUUGAUUCCUUACAUCAACGAGAAGAACGUAUCUCCUUUGAUCAUUUUGUAAGCGGCUGGUCCCAACUAUCACAAGAUCGAUUCGACGAUGUAUCAUUGUUCUUUAAUAUUCUACGAAAACCUGGCUGUGCCUGGCUAUUACCUGAAGACUUUCUACCUGUACUUGAAGACAUUGUAUUACAUCAUCCAGGCUUACGCUUUUUAGCUGAUAACCCCAUGUUUCAAGAGCGUUACAUUGAAACCGUCAUUUGUCGCUUGUACUACGAAGCACGCUGCCCCAGUGGCAAGAUGACCAUGGUCCAAUUCCGCCGUAGCAAUUUCGUGCAGAUGAUCCAUUCACUUGGUCCCAAUGUCGACUUGAAUAGCACUCGAGAUUGUUUCUCUUACAAGCAUUUCUACGUCCUUUAUUGCAAGUUUUGGACAUUGGACGAUGACCAUGAUUUGAUCAUCUCUGAGGAGGAUCUAGCAAAAUACAAUCAAGGUGCAUUGGCUCCAAGUGCCAUACAGCGUAUCAUGCAAUGUGGAAGGAUUGCAGCUUUUGCUCGAGAUCCCGGUGCAUCGACAUCAUCAUCAUCAUCUCCAGCAACCCUAUCAUGUGAGGCCACCAUGGAGGAAGAUCAAGUACAACAACAAUCUACUACCAUCACCUUGACUUAUCUCGACUAUAUAUGGUUCUUGCUGUCAGAAGUUGACAAAGCAACACCUAUGGCUAUUGAAUAUUGGUUUCGAUGCUUGGAUACAGAUGGGGAUGGUAUACUUUCUGCAUAUGAAUUGGAGCAAUUCUGGAGGGAACAGGAAGCAAGGAACGAUUUAAUCCAACCACGAGUGCGAGGCCAAUUCCGACUACAAGAUCUUAAACGCAAUGGUUUCUUGGCAGAAAGGUUCUUUGACACCUUUCUCAACUUUGAUCGGUUUCAGAUUCAUGAGUCUUACCAAGGAUCCAUUCGAGCCAAGCGAAAGGAGGAAAUGGAACGACGUCAACGCAUCCAUGAUGGUGAAUUAAUCGAGGAAUCUUUAUUGCCCAUCUUUGAUGAUAGCUUGGGAUUUUUCAUGAUAAGUGAUUGGUGGGAAUAUGCCGAAAUUGAAUACCAGCAAUUAUUGUUGAGCGAACAAGGAGAUAUGAUAUGCGAUGAGGAUGACGAAGAAGAGGAAAACGAUGAUACCGGCUCGUUUGAAGAUGAUGAGGAGGAGGAUGAAGAAGAUGCGAGUCAAUUGGAAGAAGCUUGUAGUACAAGUGAUCAUGACAGUGACACAAGCGCACCAACAACACCUACCAAAGACCCCAUCACUGGUGCCUCGCUUCAUCAAUGGAAACAAGAUUCAGUAUCAAACACGAGUAGCAGCACCACAAUGGUACAACCAUCCACAAAUACUUCUGAACAACGACAACAGCAACCCCAGGACCCAACAACCGCUCAAGUAUGGCUAUGGCAACCAAACACGAAAGCGGCGGGGACUACAGCACCUGCAGCAGCAGUAAAUGAUGACGAGAUGGAAAAUGAAGAACAAGGCGAAGAUCGUGCAGCUGAAUGGGUAUGGCUGAUUUCAUCCUCUCAUCAUCACCACCAACACCUGACAAAUGCUCCUCCUCAUUCCACUUCUUAG
Molecule: messenger RNA, 1881 nt
Organism: Lichtheimia ornata
Lineage: Eukaryota; Fungi; Mucoromycota; Mucoromycetes; Mucorales; Lichtheimiaceae
Exons: 11
Coding region: 1-1881 (626 amino acids)
Biological process (GO): protein dephosphorylation
Cellular component (GO): protein phosphatase type 2A complex
Molecular function (GO): calcium ion binding; protein phosphatase regulator activity
Source: RefSeq, a predicted model, not a curated record